Molecule: messenger RNA, 2112 nt
Organism: Stegastes partitus (bicolor damselfish)
Lineage: Eukaryota; Metazoa; Chordata; Actinopteri; Pomacentridae
Gene: map3k8
Product: mitogen-activated protein kinase kinase kinase 8
Exons: 8
Coding region: 102-1511 (469 amino acids)
Biological process (GO): protein phosphorylation
Molecular function (GO): protein kinase activity; ATP binding
Source: RefSeq, a predicted model, not a curated record
CACACACAGUCUGUGUCCGGCGCCCAACACGCAUCAUGGAGACACAGUAUCGCUGAGGCUCAGGCUCAAAUACGGUCGAGCAGGACACACCGAGCAGCAAGAUGGAUUACAAAUAUGACAGUGGAAUAGAACUGCUGCUGGCUCACAUGAACUUAGAGGAUAUCAUCAACGCUACAGAGACUCUCUAUCAGCUUGAGGAAGAAGAGGAGGAAGACGCGGGCUUGCUGUUUGAAGAAGAAGGUCUCUCCCAGGAGGAGAUGGAUGAGAACGAGGAGGCAGGGGAGCUGGGUGUCUUGGGGGGUGAGGCGAAGGAGUACGGGAAUGGAGUUCGUAGUGUUCAGUAUGGGACGGUCACAGAUCUGCUGUCCUUUGUCAACCUCCUGUCCAACAUGCAGGCAGCGGCCCUGCAGCACCUGCCGAAGGAGAUGGGAGUCAUCCUUAAUAAGAAGGACAUGGCUGUGAAGAAAGGCCGCUACCAGAUCAACAUGGACGUGCUCCUGUUUCCUUGGAAAUUGACGUACAAGAAUUACGGUUCCAGCCUCGUGCCCAAAGGCUCAUUUGGGAAAGUCCACUUGGCUCAGGACACCACCACCAGGAAAAGAAUGGCCUGCAAACUGAUCCCCAUGGAGAACUUUAAAGCCGCUGAUGUGGAGUUCCAGGCCCGUUUGCGCCAUGAGAACAUCGCUGAGCUGUACGGCGCUCUGCUCUGGGACCAGAGCGUCCACCUGUUCAUGGAGGCUGGUGAGGGUGGCUCAGUCCUAGAGAAGGUGGACAGCUGCGGACCUAUGAGGGAGUUUGAGAUCAUCUGGGUGACCAAGCAAGUUCUGCGGGGCCUGGAGUACCUGCACUCACACAACGUCAUCCACCAUGACAUCAAACCCAGUAACAUAGUCCUGAUGUCAGACAAGGCAGUCCUGGUGGACUUCGGCCUGGCGGUACAGAUGACGGAAGAUAUAUACAUUCCUAGAGACCUGAGAGGAACAGAGAUGUAUAUGAGUCCAGAGCUGGUUCUGUGUCGAGGACAUGACACCAAGACAGACAUCUACAGCCUGGGCACCACCAUUAUUCACAUGCAGACUGGUAGUCCUCCCUGGGUCAGGAGAUACCCACGCACUGCCUACCCAUCCUACCUCUACAUUAUCCACAAGCAGGCCCCCCCUCUGGAGGACAUAGCAGAGGACUGCAGCCUGGCUAUGCGAUCCUUCCUGGAGCGAGCCCUGGAGAAAAACCCCGCUCUGCGGAGCUCGGCGUCCGAUCUGCUGAAGGACGAGGCCAUCAACCCACCCAGGGAGGAUCAGCCACGCUGCUGGAGCCUUGACUCAGCUCUAGAGGAGGCCACCCACACCAUGCUACGACAGCAGAGCCAGCACCACGACACCACACAGGAAUCCUCUCUUUACUCUGAAGACUCAGGCCACAUGAGGAGAAAGGGCUCCUUGUACAUUGACUUAGGGGCCUUGUCAGGUUACUGUAAACUGGUGACAGGCCCCCCCACCUCAGAAUAUGGCUAACGCCUAACUGGUUGAAAUCAACUGCACAUUUAUGUUUCAAUAAACGGACAUGGUUCACUGAUACAGUGAAAGAGUCUGAGUGACUUGGACUGGAUGGACUCAGCUCUGCCUGAAAUGGACAACACUGCAGGACAGUGGUUGGAUGAGACGCAUUGUGUCUAAAUAAGCAUUAUCUAUUAAAUAUCUAAUUUCCCUCACUUUUGUGUGAGAUGUUUAAACUUUAUUUUUUUAAUGUGGUAAUUAUCCCAGUAAAAAAAAAAACAAUUAAUGCUAUUUUCUUUUCUUAUGAAACUUUACGAUGUCAUUUUAUCAUUUAAAAAGUAUGUGUGCACUACGCAAACAUGUAUGUACUAUAUAGUUCCUAAUGAACUCCUCUUUGUAAUUCCUGUGGAAUAUUAAUAGCCAUGUUGUGCUCAGCAAACAAAGCUUCUGUGGAAUGCAUGUGAUAUCUGUUGUGUGUUCUGUACAUCCAGUGAGAUGAGGUCUGCUUUUUACUGAAAAAAAACUAUUAACUUCUCUUUUCCUUGGUAUUAAGCAAAGAAAUUAUCGAGAGUUUGAAAUGUGUUCGUCAGUCAAUAAAUGUAAUAAAAUCAAAAGCCCA